CCCGUAUUGUCGUAAAGAAACGAUGUUGCAGUCGUCGUCGUCUGCAGUGUGUGGAGACUGUGGCGAGUCAGAACCCGGCUGGGCGUCAAUCAACCGCGGAGUUUUCGUCUGCGACGAAUGCUGCAGCAUUCAUCGCCUCCUCGGCCGCCACAUUUCCGAAAUCCGCUCGAUCACGCAUGGACUGUGGCCUCCGACGCUGCUCGAGAUGGUCAUGACUCUGGUCAGCAAGGGGGCGAAUUUCGUAUGGGAGCAUUUGCUGCUCGACGGCAGUCACGGGAAAAUCGGAAAGCGCAAACCGAAGGCUCAUCAUCCAGUGCACCCGAACAAGUAUGACUUCGUCACGGCUAAGUACAAGCAGUUGGCGUUUGUGCAUAGACAGUCUGGGAAGGAUCACGAUCAGACGUUUCUCGAGGAUUUGAGUCAGCAACUGCAUGCAAGUGUGAGGACAGGAAACCUAGAGACAUGUCUUCGCCUGUUGUCACUUGGAGCACAAGUGAACUUCUUUCAUUCAGAACGUGGCAAUACUCCACUACAUGUAGCAGCAUCGGCUGGUCAACCAUUACAAGUGGAGCUUCUGAUUGUGUAUGGUGCUAAUCCAUGUGCACUGGAUAGCAGAGGACACACUCCUGUUGAAUGUGCAAGGAUUGCUGGCUACCACGAGUUGGCAGACAGACUGAUUGAUUGUCAGUAUGAACUAACAGACAGAUUGGCCUUCUAUUUGUGUGGCAGAAAGCCCGAUCACAGCAGUGGCGAGCACUACAUCAUUCCUUCUGUAAGAGAAGGGGUUGAUGUGUCUGCGACUGCCGUUGCUGCCAGACAAAAACUACACGCUCUAACCAAUUCACAGUUUGAGAGACUUUCGUCUGAUGUGUACGAUGAAGUGGAUCGUCGAGAAACAGAUGCUAUCUGGCUGGCUACACAGAAUCAUAGUAAAUUGGUGUCAGACCAUCAUAUCAUGCCAUUUCUUCCUGUCAACCCAGCAUUGUCGUCGACACACAACCAGGGUCGUCAGAAACUGGCAACAUUUAGUAAAUCGGAGUUUGCUGAGCUGCUGAUUGAUAUUCUGACUGAUGCCAAGAGACGACAAAUGGAGAGUCAAGAGAAAGGGACAUUAGAUGGCACGGUUGUUCCAAUGGACAUUGCUGUAAGGAAAGAGGAUGUUGAUGAUGAAGACAAUGACUAUGAUGAAGUCUAUAUUGAAGAAACAAAGGAGUCUCGUCACAAUAGCAAGGCAGAGGCCAAUGCAUUGGCACGACUAGCUGCAGCUGUGAAUGGUGAGGAUAGCCACAGUUCUGCUACUGCUGAAACGUCAGACAGGUUGAUUGAGAAAGAAUCGAAACAGCUUGUUAAACAGACAGCAACUGUAAGUGAUGUUGCUAUUGAGACGAGAUCUGAGAUAUCAAAGAAUGAGAAGACAGAAGAAGUGCGACAAGAGAGGGAAGAUGUAGUUUUGAUAAAUAACCAUGUGCAAGAAGCUUCACCUAGUCCUUCUGCACACUAUGAUACUGUUCCAGCUGCAAAACAUGCAGAAGUGCUUCAAAAGCUGGAUACAGCUCAGUUUCGAAUUGAACAGCUAACGAAAGUGAAUGAAAGCAUGGGGGAAGAAAUAAGGCUUCUUCAGUCGAUGUUUCAGCGUCUGAUGGCUGAAAACUCUAUGUUGCGUCAACUACAAGGAAAAACUAUUUCUGGGUCAUCGACUGCACCGUCUCGCCUAAUGCGAGCUACAACUGCCCCAGUGGGAGAAUUGGGAUUAAAGCAGAAAGUGACAAGUGUGAGGUCAGAUACAACCAAAGAACGGUCAGAACAUGUGAGUGAUGGAAGAAAGAAAGACACAGUAGAGAAAGAUGAAGUUGAUGGUGGAUUGUCGUUGGAUGGAGACAGUAAAGAACAGUCAGAAAAACAGCAAUCAGAAAUUGAUCUUCGUAAAGACAAGCAUAAGCCAAUGGUUGAGAAACAGCAAGAAUCUGUACAGUCAUGUGACCUGCCACCAGCUUUACCGGUCAAAAAGAAACGUUCUCGUGUGUUAAGUGUAGACACGCUUCCUCCUUCUCUGUCUCCAGUAUCCCUUCGUGCUGUUCAACAACAGAAAGAACAAAAUCGUUUGUCGUUGUCAGGAUUAUCUAACGUGUUUCACUCAGUAGCGCGACAAUAUUCAUUGCCUGCUGUUGCACCAUCACUAAAGACUGCUGUUGAUUCUGUCAUUCCACAGACAGAGAAAAUCACCAAACGCAUACAAGAACUACUCAUGGCCGCACAGCAUGGACAUCCAGCGAACUUUGUUCCUUGCUCUCGGAGAAUCUCAUCAUCAGUAAAUGAUAUGGCCUCACUCUUUCCUCAGCGACCUGAGUCUGAACCGGUGCGUGCAGCUCUGAGAUUGCUCGUCUCUAGUGCGACUCGACUGCAGCAGGAAUGCAAAGAUGUCCACAACGCUACCGUUUCGUCUGCUGGUUUAGAAGAAACUCCCGACGUGGCAUGCUUGACUCAGCAGGUCAUCCAGUCUGCGUAUGACAUCGCAAAGGCAGCCAAGCAACUCGUCACUCAUUCUCCUGAGCUUCAAUAGGUUCGAGUUGCUGCUCAUCGUUAUUGACAUUUUAUUUGAUUGAUUUGUUAGAAUCCGAUUGAUGCAGUUACGUAUAUUGCUAAUAUACAUCUAUUAUCAGACAUCGUUAUGUGUUGUUAGAGUUAGAUUCUCGAUGCCUGGUGCAUAUUUUUGCUGAAUAAAUAAAUUGCAACUAAGA
This is a messenger RNA of Corticium candelabrum, 2738 nucleotides long. RefSeq names its product ARF GTPase-activating protein GIT2-like. Gene Ontology annotation, biological process: regulation of ARF protein signal transduction; synaptic vesicle recycling; regulation of G protein-coupled receptor signaling pathway. The coding region runs from base 23 to 2560 and encodes 845 amino acids. The record is from RefSeq and is a predicted model, not a curated record. Gene Ontology annotation, molecular function: GTPase activator activity; small GTPase binding. Gene Ontology annotation, cellular component: synapse. The transcript has 19 exons. Lineage: Eukaryota; Metazoa; Porifera; Homoscleromorpha; Homosclerophorida; Plakinidae.